Molecule: messenger RNA, 4629 nt
Organism: Letharia columbiana
Lineage: Eukaryota; Fungi; Ascomycota; Lecanoromycetes; Lecanorales; Parmeliaceae
Exons: 3
Coding region: 1-4629 (1542 amino acids)
Biological process (GO): regulation of GTPase activity; signal transduction
Cellular component (GO): cytoplasm
Molecular function (GO): phosphatidylinositol binding
Source: RefSeq, a predicted model, not a curated record
AUGGAUUCAUGGAAAGGGACUGCAGAGCAGGCCAACUUUGAGUCCCGCAGGGUUGCUUCCGGCAUUAGCCAAAAUUUGCUUGGGUAUCGACAGAGUGCGCAAGUGCCACGCUCCGCUGAUGGACGCAGUACGCCGCGGAAGCCUACGCCAUCCCCGUUGCAGGUCAGCGAGGCUGCCACUGCGGCGACUGUUGGCGAAACGCACAGCAACAUCAGGAGUCCCAAAUCGCCUACUGCAUUCCAAAGUAAUAGCCUUUCAGAAUCUUCUCCACGUUCGCCGCGACCCGAUCUAGCCGCGAACCUGGAACAGCCCAAGUCCCCCCCGGAGCGGCUGAACGAGCUUCUUGCUUCAGAAAAUGUCACUACAAAUGGGGAUACGAGUGGAAUCGAGAAUAGAGCUUCUAGAGCUACUAUAGCAGCACCUUCGAAGGCCCAAUCCUACAGCCAGCUGCGGAACGUCUCGUCCCCUUUCCCUCAACUAAGACCCUUGGGCAACUCCUCCCCGCCUUCCCCUCGAUCCACGGCAUCUCCGCCGCUAGGCGAAGCACUUGCUCCGCUAGAGGUUCGGCCAAUGCCACGCACAUCGUCCAUAGACUCCGCUAUCUCAAAGCACUCGCACAAAACCUCGUUGGAUACCUCUAGUGCAUCAGACAUCUCGGACCUCAUAGAAACGGCAGGCUCCCCAGAGGCAGUCAUUCAACAUCUGUUGAAGGAAAAACAGUCUUCCGCUGUACAAAACGCUCAAUUAUGGAAAAUCGUGGAUAAGCAGCGUUCAUUGGUGCUUGGGUUAAACCAAGAUCUCGAGAAAGCUCUCAGAGACAAGGAAAAAUAUCGAAAGGAGUUGAAAGGACAUUUGGAUAAGGUUCCGCCGAUCCCAAGCAUGACGCAUAAAGCGCCAAUGCCACGGCCAAGAGAUGCCAGUCAUUCUCCAGCACCUAGCGAAGCCUCUGCUGAUCUACCAAUUCAGAGACAGAGCCUGGUGUAUGCUAUUCCCCGUGAUUCUGAAGGCGGCGAGUCGCCCACUGGCACAUUGAUAGAUGGCAAGGAUCAGAAUCAGGAUCGGGAUCAAAAUCAGAAACAAUCCUUGAGCUCUACGCCAGCAGUGUCGGAAGAAGCGGACGACUGGGUGAGGAGCAAACCGCGAGCAGGAGGCUCCAACCAUUCACACAAGGCCACAUCGAGCUCUGAUCUUGGCGUUCUCGGACCCGUCAAGGCUGCGCAUGUCGUGACUCCCGUACAGACAAACGAUCUGGAGCCAUCAGCUCAGAAGGAUACACCUAACAGUCCUACACCAAUCUCGCAAGCUGUAAGACCCGUUGUGUCACCAACAAAUAGCUUCACCGCGAAACGUUCCCAGCCUUUCUUUGCCAAAGCUUUCAAUGGUCCAACAUUAGCGUUAAUCGAAUCAACACCUCCGGGAAAUGACAUUGAAAGGACGACACCGCCUCGCAAACCUCCUCCUGCGCCUCUACAUCUGGGCCAGCCGAAGCCUGAUGAGCCAGCCCAGCACCAUUUUCGAUCCGACGAUCAUUCUGGCUCUGACUACGAUGAAAAUAUGGAAGUGGACGAAUUGCCUGCUUUAGAUAGGGGCAGGAAGAAAACACGAGAGGCCGAUGACAAGGAACGAGAGGCUGCUAUGCUUAAGGAAAAGCAAGAUCGAAGUCGUUCGAAGAAGGAGAAAGGGUCGAAGCCCCCAGCGGAUGUGGCUAAGCCAGUGGCCAGGGAAAACGUGAAUACUGCGCAGCGUCAUGGGACUCCCAUUCCCGCGUCCAUCAAAACCAUUUCACGAGAGCCUACCGCAACUGGUACAACUGAGUAUUUGUCGCCGCCAGCCUCGCUAGCGGGUGUACUCAGUCCCUCUGGUGGCCUGAAAGGGACGAUCACCACGGAGAGGCUUAUGACCUUGAAGCCUAUGAGCCCCGGCCUUCCCUUAAGCCCACGCCCAAACCAUCGCCCAAUGAAUCCUCCAACCCCAAGAAUGCCCCGUGAUGUUGUAGGGACAUCCUUGGGGUCUCCUCCAAUGUCUCCUAGAAACGCUUUCUCCGGCCUCCCUCUUUCGCCGAGGGUCUCAAGGCAGCCUAUUCCUCUUCCUCCCAAUACGUCGAUGUCCCUAGCUUCGCCAAAGCCGGCAAACUUCGAGUCUCGCAAUGAUUCCAACGGACCGACCCGGGUACCCUCUAGUCCUGUGAAGAACUCUUUGAGUUGUCUGCAAACCCACGUAGCGCCGGAGGCUGAAGAGGCCUCAAAGCACAGGGGUAUCUUUAAAGGCUUCAUGUCUGAUGCAUACCCCGAGCUUUUGAUCCCACCUAAUGCUCUCCCUUCUAUUAUCGUGAAGGUGGUCUCUUCGCGCCUGAAGCCUUCACGCCACAGCCUAGUGCUGAAGGGAACUGACGAGGAACCAGUGUUCACGCUAGGAAUAUCGGCUCGGUCUGAUUGCCAGGAAUUAUGGCAGGUCGAGAGACCCAUACAGUCGCUUCUACAGCUAGACCAACAGCUCCGCCAAUCUACGACCUUCAAUGCCAAGCUCCCAGACCGGUCGUUGUUCACUGGUCAUGCUCCCGCAAAGAUUGAUGGACGAAGAGUGGCCUUAGAACAGUACUUCGAGAACAUUUUAGAUACGCAAAUGGACGAGAAAGCAGCGCUCGCUUUGUGCUAUUACUUAUCCACCCAGGCCGCGGAGCCAACCUUCGGGGAAGCUAACAGUUUCGCCUCCGCCCCCCACCCUGGAUCACCUGUUACGCAAGGUAUUGAGGGAAGACUUCUCAAAGAGGGCUAUUUGACUAAGAAAGGUAAAAAUUUUGGCGGCUGGAAGGCGAGAUUCUUCGUUCUCGAAGAGCCCGUCUUGCGUUACUACGAAACUCCUGGUGGAUCUGUAUUGGGAACAAUCAAGCUUCAAAGUGCUCAUAUCGGCAAACAAUCUCCUAGUAAACCGUCUUACUCACCUUCGCGAGGGCCCGAUGACAACGAUGGUCACUACAGACACGCUUUUCUCAUCCGUGAACCGAAACGCAAGGAUAAAGAUAGUUUUAUGGACCAUGUCCUCUGCGCCGAGAGCGAUGCUGAGCGAGACUCUUGGGUGGCAGCCCUGUUGCACUAUGUGGAUGGUCCGGAAAUGGAUGGGAAAUCGAGGCCUCCACUAUUCAACAGCGACUCGGGAUCCAGCAGGGUCGUGGUUCCUUCGAAAAAGAGCUCGCUCAAGACCGAUGUGAUCAGUUCAGACAGCCCAAACUCCGAAAAGUUCGACAGUCUCCAGGCUGUCCCUUACGAGGACACUAAGCCAGCUCAAGCCCCUCAUGUGCUGAUCACCCCUGAUCCUCUGGCAACAGAGUCACCCUCACCGACAACAUCUAGUUCACAGCCUUCUGUCAAAACACACACAUCGCAGUCCAAAGCUAUUUCGGCGCCUUCGAAUGGUGCCAAGAUCAACGAUGUGGGAGCUUGGGGUAACAAGCCGAUGGCAGUCCCUGUGGGAACUCAAAGGGAACACAAGAAACGAAGCAUUUGGGGUUUCCGCGACAAGAAUGGCCCAGAUCUUGGGCUCAACCACCCAAACGACUCGAACCUCAGCUUAACACAACAGCAGUACCAGGAGCAAAUCACUAACGUGAAGGCAGCCUUUGGCGCACCUCUUGCUGACGCUGUCGAGUACUGUGGCCCGCGUGGUAUUGAUGUCUGCUUACCAGCUGUCGUCUAUCGUUGCCUCGAAUACUUAGAGAGUAAAGAUGCUCCGAGUGAAGAAGGCAUUUUCCGUAUGAGCGGGUCAAACGUUGUAAUCAAAGGUCUCAAAAAGCGUUUUAAUGCCGAAGGCGACUUUGAUUUCCUCGGUCCUGACGAGCCGUACUUUGACGUGCACGCCGUUGCUUCAUUGCUGAAGCUAUAUCUACGCGAGCUGCCGCAACCGGUCCUGACGCGCGAUUUGCAUCUCGAGUUUAUUGCUGUUCUGGACCUUACCGAGAAGCCAAAAAAGAUAGCUGCCUAUAAUGUCCUCGUCCACAGGCUUCCCAAACCUAAUUUUACGCUCCUCCGAGCUCUCUCGGCCUUCCUCAUCAACAUCAUCAACAAUUCGGAAAUCAAUAAGAUGACUAUGCGUAACGUCGGAAUCGUCUUCUCCCCCACUCUCAACAUACCAACUCCUGUGCUCUCCAUGUUCCUUACCGAAUUUGAUACUGUCUUUCGCGAGAAGAUCGAAGCUGCGAAUGUUCCGUCACUAGAGGUUACGACGAGUGAGCCUCUGACCCCAGAGGAUAUCCGAUCACCGAGGCGGCAGAUGUUUUCAGACAUACCUACUCCCUCUUAUACUCAAGAUACUUUCUCCGCAUCCAAUUCGCAGCUGUCACAUCCAUAUGAGCAAGCGCCCAACAGUCACACCAUGGACCCGGGUGACACAGGUUUCAUCCCUUUGCAGCCAGCUUACGAAAUAUCGACGUCUCAUGUCCAGCAGGGCUCGGUCACCGUACCGGGGCCCGAGUAUGCUGUGGCUCGGCCUCGAAAUCUGCCUGCAGGCGGUGCUGCGAAGGCGAGGAGAAGAGAGAGCUCGAUGCUGUUAAUGAGCCCAGGCCAGAGAAAGAGCUCCUUGCCCGUGAUGAGCGGUGAUAACGAGAUGCUACAUGAAGAAAACGCGUUUGACUGA